This is a messenger RNA of Aspergillus terreus NIH2624, 3192 nucleotides long. Its product is annotated as putative DNA excision repair protein (Rad26L). Bases 1 to 3192 code for a protein of 1063 amino acids. The transcript has 3 exons. Gene Ontology annotation, molecular function: ATP binding; ATP-dependent chromatin remodeler activity. Lineage: Eukaryota; Fungi; Ascomycota; Eurotiomycetes; Eurotiales; Aspergillaceae. The record is from RefSeq and is a predicted model, not a curated record.
AUGCGUUCAAUAUCGCAGAUAACACUGGGUCGGGUGCAAUGGUGGAAAAUGCGUGGUAUGAAGAAGAGAGCGGAAUUCAAUCGGCCGCAAAAAUCGAUCCGUUUAGCUGGUUUCCCGAUUGGGAAAUCCCGCUCCGCAUUCAAGCCUCACCCGACUUCCGAUAACUUCAUCUUCCUCUUGCAAUCACUCAUCCAUCUGCUCUCACAUCGCUUCCUCUACCACUAUGCCACCACCGUCGAUGACUCGGACGAUGACGACGACCUCGACGCCUAUCUAUCCAAACCAACACCCCGAACCAAACCGACUCGUCCACCAAGAGCGAUCACUCCACCGAUUACGCAUCCUAUUAAACAAGCAUCCUCCUCCGUCGAGAACAAGCAGACCCCCGUGGCCAAGGAACCGUCGUCCGAUAGCGAUGGCUCGUUCAACGAGGGCGCCGCCGCCUACGAAGCAUUCAAACGACGGAAAUCCCUCAAGCGCAAACGAACCUCGACAAGUGCGCGCAAAGGAAAAGUCAAAACGCCUAAGUCAGAGACCCCCAGCUCUUUUGUUGGGAAGGUUCCGAAACACGAAGACAAACCCCGGCCGCGUCGCCCCCUCCGGGAAUAUGGUGAGAAGGUGCCGUCAGAGGAUGAGUUGAUGGAGUACACCCUUCCAGACUACCUGCAGAAACGUCGCUCUCUGUUCGAAGGGAGAAUGGACCGUCUCAAACAGUCAGGGUUGAAGUUGCCCCCCAAUUACAACGAUGUCGAGUUCUCGGACGACGAACGGCUCGAGUUCUUGCGAGAAAAGCCUGCAUUUACAGCUAUGAACCCGUGCAGUCCGUACAAAGACAUCACACUACCGUACUCACUUGGGCUGGUCCCGGCGCCAAUCGCGCAGUGGUUGCGACAAUAUCAGGUGGACGGCGCUGCAUUCCUUCACGAACUAUUUGUCUACCAGAAGGGCGGGAUCCUUGGAGAUGACAUGGGCUUGGGAAAAACUGUGCAGGUCAUUGCAUUUCUUACGGCAGCUUACGGUAAAACUGGGGACGAGCGAGAUGCAAAGAGAAUGCGGAAGAUGCGCCGCAGCGGCCAUGGAUGGUAUCCUCGGACCCUCAUUGUGUGCCCCGGCACGCUGAUCAGGAAUUGGAUGGCGGAGUUCGACCGUUGGGGUUGGUGGCAUGUUGACUCUUACCAUGGGGACAGCAAAGAGCUCGCACUUCAAGCGGCGAGGUCCGGAAGACUCGAGGUGUUGAUCACGACUUAUUCCACGUAUCUCCACAACAAAGAUGCCAUCAACAUGGUCGAGUGGGACUGUGUGAUUGCCGACGAAUGUCAUAUUAUCAAAGAACGGACGUCGGAGACCACCAAGGCAAUGAACGAGGUGAACGCGUUGUGUCGCAUUGGGCUGACUGGCACGGCUAUCCAGAACAAAUACGAGGAACUGUGGACGAUCUUGAAUUGGUCGAAUCCAGGAAAGUUAGGGCCGGUGACGACUUGGAAACGGACCAUUUCGGAGCCGUUGAGGAUUGGUCAGUCGCAUGAUGCAACGCUGCACCAGCUGAGUAGAGCCCGGAAAACAGCAAAGAAGCUCGUGCAAAACCUCCUCCCGCAAUUCUUCCUCCGCCGUAUGAAGUCGUUGAUCGCUGACCAACUGCCCAAGAAGAUUGAUCGAGUUGUUUUCUGCCCGCUCACUGAUACCCAGGCGGAUGCUUAUGAAAACAUCGUCAACAGUGAUAUUAUAACCUACAUCAAACAGUCAUCCGAAAAAUGCGACUGUGGGUCAGGAAAGAAAGCAGGGUGGUGCUGCUACACACAUCUGCCAUCGGGGAGAAGUUGGCAGAGCUACGUCUUUCCCGCGAUGGCUGUUUUGCAGAAGCUCAGUAAUCACCUGGCCAUCUUGAUCCCACAAGCAAUAGACUCCAAUGACAAGCAGGAAAAGGACAAGGAGAUGUUGGAAAUCGCAGUUCCAGACCAGUGGCAACAACUUUAUCGCACAAGAGACUCCAUCGUGAACUACGCCAACCCUGACUUCUGUGGGAAAUGGAAAGUGCUCAGACGUCUUUUGAAAUGGUGGCAUGCGAACGGAGACAAGGUACUUGUCUUCUCUCACAGCGUCCGGCUAUUGAAGAUGCUGCAGAUGCUGUUCCACCACACCAGCUACAACGUCAGCUACCUCGACGGGUCCAUGAACUAUGAUGAUCGUGCGAAAGCCGUCAAUGAGUUCAACGCGGACCCCCGACAGUUCGUCUUUCUGAUCUCGACCCGAUCUGGUGGUGUGGGUCUUAACAUCACGUCUGCAAAUAAAGUCGUCGUCAUGGAUCCCAAUUGGAAUCCAUCAUACGACCUCCAGGCCCAAGAUCGUGCGUACCGUAUCGGCCAGUCACGAGAUGUCGAGGUCUUUCGUCUCAUCUCUGCCGGGACCGUCGAGGAGAUCGUGUAUGCCCGACAGAUCUAUAAGCAGCAGCAGGCCAACAUCGGCUACAACGCCAGUUCGGAACGGCGCUAUUUCAAGGGUGUGAUGGAGAAAAAGGACCAGAAGGGAGAGAUCUUUGGUCUCAACAACCUCUUCGAAUACCAAAACAAGAACAUCGUGCUUCGGGACAUCGUUAACAAGACCAACGUUGCUGAAAGCCGCGCCGGUGUGCAAAUCAUGGACAUCGACGUGAACGAGAAUGAUGCGAACGAUAAUAAAUCCGACAUUAGUACCCGGAAGCAAAACUCCGAAGACGAAGUCAUGAGCCAGCUUGCCGCCAUGAUUCGUGGUGAUACCGAAGACUCCACUAUGCAGGCCUCUCCAGUGCCGAAGAAACAUGAUCCCAUCCAGGCUAUCCUGACAGGUGCAGGGGUUGAAUACACCCAUCUGAACAGCGAAGUGAUCGGGUCAUCCAAGGUGGAACAACAGCUUAGUCGGCACGCAGAGCUUGCCGGCGACGGCGUGAGCAAUGUUCAAGUUUUUCGUGAUUCGCAGAACAGUUCUGGGUCGACCGCGUUGCAAAAAGACGGCAAACCCGUGCGCUUCAAAUAUCAUCCUCCCCCGGAUGUGAUGAAGCGGCAAUUCUGUAGUAUGGCUAAGCGGUUUGGAUUUCCGAAUGCAACGGAGUUUGCGCUGGUCGUGGAAAGCAUGACGCAGGCACAGCGACGCGCUUGUUUAGAACGCUGGUAUCGGGAACGGCGCGAGGCACUUCUUGGGAGCGGUGAAGAUUCAUGA